Chondrus crispus (carragheen) is the source of this 1536-nucleotide messenger RNA. RefSeq lists its product as hypothetical. The transcript has a single exon. Lineage: Eukaryota; Rhodophyta; Florideophyceae; Gigartinales; Gigartinaceae. The coding region runs from base 1 to 1536 and encodes 511 amino acids. The record is from RefSeq and is a predicted model, not a curated record.
AUGGCUCCUGCCGAGUCCAUUAAGCGACGCGAGCCAUCGCGAAGCGUUGAAUUAAGAACAUGGUUUAUCGAACCUGUGUUUGAUUCAGAUCGUAACCUAUCGACGGGUCUGAUCCGUGUGUGGGGCAAGAUCAGAGUUUCGCGACAUCCCACCAAGUGGUGGCGCUCCUCUUCUAUUCGCCAGCGGGUAUCUUUCAACAAGCUUAAGACUAGGUACGGCACGUGCGUAAACCUAAAAGGAGGCAUUUCCAAAAGGUAUGCAAACAAACUGCGGAUGCACGCGGAUGCAAUUCAAUGUUUUCGGGAUGGGUUCCCGGCUACCUGGAGGAAACUUUUGGGACAGUCGUUCACUCCUGAAAUCCUUCGCGAAAGCAAUGAGCGCGCGAAUAUUCGGAGGAGCAGUCGACCUUGCAAUCGUUCAAACAUCAAUGUGGGAGAGCAGGAACGCUCGCCUGCCGAGGAGAAAAAUCCCAAACCACCUGUGCAAAAGAAAUUAAGGCGAAGCAGUAGGCGGGCAUCGCAGGUGGUUAGACCGAGAGCCAAGGAUCAACAAGAACAAACUUGGAAGGCUAGCCCAGCGAUACGGGAAAGACCAAGAAGAGCGAAGGCGAAAAUGUCGAACGUGGAGGCAGAGGGCGCUAUAGCGCAGGGGACUCUCGCGCGAAAUCUACGCGGAGCUAAAGAUGCGAAGCAAGCACGAAGAGCAAGGCGUGUUGCGUUUGCAGUCUCACCGAUGGGAGCGACGGGGCCGGUAGCAUCAAUGCCACAUGAAGCGGAUAGGGCGACGGGCGGGAAGAAACCAACGGCAAGGAUGAAAGGCAGUCCGAAACCGCGGUGGUCUGCCGCUCAGCGUGAAGAGUUUGACCGUCAGCGUAACUCGGUGGCGGCGGACGCGAGCAACUACUGGGAGGUGAUAGCCAGCGGGGUGCGCGGCAAAACUGGGGAAGAGUGCCGAUUAUUGUGGGAGUCGUCUUGGGCGUCUCCGCAGGCGAGCGGGCGCAAGCGGGAGGCGGUGGGGCUGUCGAAACGGCCCGAGGAGAUGAUGCUGGAGAUGCAGAACGCGGCCAAGAGCAAGCGGGGGCGGAACACAGCUAAGUUUCGGAGACAGGCAAGGGAACUCGCUGAACUCGUGUCGGCCGGGACACUGGAUACGGUGCUGGAGCCGUGCGUGCCGGGGGCAGCGGCGGCGAGGGACGUGGUGGUGACGCCGCGACUGCAAGGGAUUGGGGUCGCGUGUAAGGGCACGCCUGGGACAGAGGUGCGGCAACUGCGGGAGCGGAACGAGAGGGCGGCGACGGCGACGACGCCGGAGAUUUUGUCGAGGGGCAGGAAGAUUGGAUUCGCGGAGGCAGAUCAGUAUGUGUCAUUGUUUAAAAGACGGGCUGGUAAGGGCGGGGAGAAGGCGUAUGGUGGAGAGCUGGAUGAAGGAAGCGGGAAAGGGGGUGGGGGAGACGAGGGGGUGCGAGAGUUGGCGGCGGUAGAAGACGACAAAGGCUGCUCUUCGGAUGAUUCAGAUGAUAGCUGUCCUUUCUUUUAA